Molecule: messenger RNA, 2976 nt
Organism: Ramularia collo-cygni
Lineage: Eukaryota; Fungi; Ascomycota; Dothideomycetes; Mycosphaerellales; Mycosphaerellaceae
Product: probable mitotic control protein dis3+
Exons: 1
Coding region: 1-2976 (991 amino acids)
Biological process (GO): rRNA catabolic process
Cellular component (GO): nuclear exosome (RNase complex); cytoplasmic exosome (RNase complex)
Molecular function (GO): 3'-5'-RNA exonuclease activity; RNA binding; endonuclease activity
Source: RefSeq, a predicted model, not a curated record
AUGACAUCUCUCAAGCGAUCUCAUGCUGCGACUGGCGAGGGUACAACAUUGUCCAGCAAGACAUAUCUCCGCACCCUCAAAUCUGGAAAGGUGCAAAAAGUCGUGCGCGAGCUCUACCUUCGCCAGGAUAUCCCGUGCUCGUCGCAUCUAUGCACGGUAUGCAUCGACUUGGCGCCUGCUGGAUUCAAUGGGCGAACUGAGCCGACUGUCCUCUCAGCCACUCCCGCUGGAGUGAAACAGUAUCCUCAAGGCCAUUACCUCGUACCCGACACGAAUGCAUUCCUCUCAGCAAUGGAUCUAUUCGAGGCAGAGGGAGUUCUUCAAGAUGUGGUCGUGCUCCAGACAGUGUUGGAAGAAGUUAAAAACCGCUCUCUACCUCUGUAUCAUCGUCUGAUAGCCUUGACGAAAAAUGAGGGGAACAGAUUCUACGUCUUCUUCAACGAUUUCAGGCUCGAGACGUAUGUCGAGCGACAGUCUGGGGAGACGAUCAAUGACCGCAACGACCGCGCAGUCAGAAAAGCAUGCUCAUGGUAUGGGGAGCAUCUGGCGCAAGCAGUAAAGGCCCGGAACAGUGCUCGCUGCCCGGCGAUUGUGAUGCUGUCAGAUGAUAAAGAGAAUCUGAGAAUAUCCCGAGCUGAAGGCUUGACUGCCUCAAAUCUUCACGAUUAUGUAUCGGGGCUCCCAGAAGCGGAUAAGCUGCUAGAUAUGGUCGCAUCAAGCCGAGAUCAACGAGCGGCACGAGAUGCACGGACACAACUUCUCUAUCCAGAGUACAUGACCAUGUCUGCGAUGAUUACAGGCGUGAAGGCGGGUGUCCUCCACCAGGGAAACUUCAGUGUAUCGCCAUACAACUAUCUCGAAGGAUCUGCUCAUGUCCCGGCAUUCGAUCGACCUUUAAUAAUCCAAGGACGGGAAAACAGCAACCGUGCUGUAUCUGGCGAUGUUGUCGUUUUGGAGGUAUUACCCAAAGAUCAGUGGAAAGCACCGUCAAGCAAAGUUAUUGAAGAAGACGACGUCACCAAGAACGACAACGCGGAGAAUGAGGACGAGUCCAGCGAGGGGAUCAUCACCGAAAAGGAGCGAAAAGCUUUGCAGGAAGAAGUCAAACGUGCGCAUGGCAAGGUCAGCGAAGGGAAGCCUCAGCCCACUGCGAGAGUGGUUGGAGUCAUCAAGCGGAAUUGGCGGCAGUACGUUGGUCACAUUGACAAGGACUCUGUCAAAUCUGGCGCAAAGCAAAGCCGUUCCCAGCAGACCGUCUUCCUCGUUCCAAUGGACAAGCGCAUACCGAAGAUUAGAGUACGUACCCGUCAGGCUGCUGAGCUGCUUGGAAAGCGUGUGCUGGUGACCAUCGAUUCUUGGGAUCGCGAGUCACGCUACCCCGUUGGCCACUUCAUCCGUAGUCUGGGUGAAUUGGAAACCAAGGGUGCCGAGACGGAAGCGCUGCUAUUGGAAUGGGAUGUGCAGUAYCGGCCCUUCCCCAAGACGGUACUGGACUGUCUGCCGGCUGAGGGCCAUGACUGGAAAGUACCCGCAGAUACUGCAGAUCCGGGCUGGAACGGUCGUAAAGACUUGAGAGACCUUCUCGUAUGCUCCAUCGAUCCUCCAGGAUGUGUCGAUAUCGAUGAUGCUCUACACGCCAUCAAGCUUCCCAAUGGCAACUUUCAGGUCGGUGUCCACAUUGCAGACGUAUCGCACUUUGUCAAGCCAAACAAUGCAAUGGACAAGGAAGCUUCACUGCGCGGUACCACAGUCUACUUGGUCGACAAGCGGAUUGACAUGCUUCCCAUGCUCCUGGGUACGGACUUGUGCUCGCUGAAGCCGUAUGUUGAACGAUACGCCUUUAGUGUUCUGUGGGAGCUGGACCAAAAUGCAGACAUUGUCAAUGCCACCUUCACAAAGAGUGUCAUCCGAAGUCGGGAGGCAUUCAGCUACGAACGAGCACAACUUCGAAUUGACGAUGCUUCCCAGCAGGACGAACUCACCCAAGGCAUGCGAUACCUCAUGAUGCUCUCCAAGAAGCUGCGAGCGAAACGAAUGGCGGCUGGAGCGUUGAACCUCGCAAGCCCAGAAGUACGCAUCGAGACUGAAAGUGAGACUUCCGACCCCGUCGAUGUCAAAACCAAGCAGCUCCUCGACACCAAUCAAUUGGUUGAAGAAUUCAUGCUUCUCGCCAACAUCUCCGUUGCCGGAAAGAACUACGAAGCCUUCCCGCAGACCGCACUACUUCGUCGCCAUGCUGCACCGCUCAAGACCAACUUUGAAGAACUCACCAACCAGCUCAAGGUCAAAAAAGGUCUCGAACUCCGCACAGACACUUCAAAGGCCCUCGCCGACAGCCUCGACACCUGCACCGAUCCCACCAACCCUUUCUUCAACACCCUCGUCCGUAUCCUCGCGACUCGCUGCAUGAUGAGCGCCGAAUAUUUCUGCUCUGGUACACAAGCCUACCCCGAAUUCCGCCAUUACGGCCUCGCAUCGGAGAUUUACACCCACUUCACCUCACCCAUUCGAAGAUAUGCGGAUCUCGAGGCCCACCGGCAAUUAGCGGCCGCCAUCGACUACGAACCGUUGGAUCCCUCGCUACAAUCCAAAAGCAAAUUGGAGGGUGUGUGCAAGAACAUCAACGUCCGCCAUCGGAAUGCGCAAAUGGCGGGUCGCGCCAGUGUAGAGUACUACGUCGGACAGGCGUUAAAGGGGCGCAUCAUCGAGGAAGAAGGCUUCAUCAUGCGCAUUUUCAGCAACGGUUUUGUGGUGUUUGUCCCACGAUUCGGAAUUGAAGGACUCAUCCGCUUGAGAGAUUUGGGUGCAGGCGGAAAGGAACCCGAAGGCGUCUUUGAUGGGGAGGAUUACUCAUUGGAGAUUAAGCGGGAGGAUGGUUCAAGAAAAGUCGAGCUGUUCCAAAAAGUUCAAGUGCGAAUCAGUGACGAGGCGGAGGAGAGCACUGGAAAGCGGAAGAUUAAGCUCCAGUUGGUUUGA